This is a messenger RNA of Lactuca virosa, 884 nucleotides long. The record is from the annotation of a GenBank genome assembly. Lineage: Eukaryota; Viridiplantae; Streptophyta; Magnoliopsida; Asterales; Asteraceae.
AUGUUACUAGUGACUAGUGAGAGAAGGGAACGGUCCUCACUUUCUUCCCGAUCUCUUAGUUACGGUUUGCGAGGGAAGGAGGAAAGACUAAUGGCUAAUAGAGUAGAUAAUGAGUACGAUUAUUUAUUCAAGAUCGUGUUGAUAGGGGACUCGGGUGUCGGAAAAUCCAAUAUUCUGUCGAGGUUUACGAGGAACGAAUUCUGUUUGGAGUCCAAAUCAACAAUUGGAGUUGAGUUUGCUACUAGAACUCUUCAGGUUGAUGGAAAGACAGUGAAGGCACAAAUUUGGGACACAGCAGGGCAAGAAAGGUACAGAGCGAUAACCAGCGCAUACUACAGAGGUGCAGUUGGGGCUCUUCUGGUGUACGACAUAACCAAGAGCCAAACCUUCGAUAACAUUCAAAGAUGGUUGCGUGAGUUAAGAGACCACGCAGACUCCAACAUUGUGAUCAUGAUGGCCGGAAACAAGUCUGAUCUGAAUCAUCUCAGAGCAGUGGCUGAACAAGAUGGCCAAUCUCUCGCUGAAAAAGAAGGGCUUUCAUUUCUUGAAACAUCAGCACUUGAAGCACAUAAUGUUGAGAAAGCAUUUCAAACUGUUUUGACAGAUAUAUAUCAUAUCGUUAGCAAGAAAGCAUUAGCAGCUCAAGAAGCAUCAGGUCCUACUCCUUUACCUGGUCAAGGAACCACCAUUAAUGUCGCUGAUUCAUCUGGGAAUAAUACAAAGAGAGGUUGCUGUUCAACUUGAAUUGAAACAUAUUUGAUGAGGUAAUAAAGCAUGAAAUCCUUUCAACACCGCCCCACGCACGCUGGGGCCUCUUGCUCUCGUCAACAUUACAAUAAAGAAGAAAAUAACAUAUUACAAUGUAACCCUCAUAGUUUGUGAGC